AUGGCAGAGCCGUCGCACAAUCCAUAUGCUCGAUCCCCCAACCCAUCCACAAGGUCAUAUGACUCCUCUUCAGUUUCCUCCGCUACUUCACCGAGACCGCCGUCAAGGUAUUUGGGGGGUCUCCUUGGUGCCAGCUCGAGGCCCAACAACGCAGCUUCAAGCCCGCAACCACUUGGCAUGACUCCUCUCCCGCCGGUCAACCAGGGCUUCCCUUACGGCCCGGUCAUGAGUCGGGAGUCCCUCCCAUCUGCAGAAGCUGUUAUGGCUGGGCAAGGUCCAAACCAUGGACACCUGCCUGGAACACCUGGUGGCCAAGCCCAGAAGAGGGCGUAUCGACAGCGAAGAAAGGACCCCAGCUGCGAUGCAUGCCGUGAAAGAAAGGUCAAAUGCGAUGCAACAGAGACCACCAGUUGCUCUGAAUGCUCCAGCCGAAACGUCAAGUGUCAAUUCACCAAGGAGACCAAUAGGAGAAUGUCUUCUAUCAAGCAGGUGCAGGAUUUGGAAAAGCAAAUCGAGAAAAUUAAGCGCGAGAAUUCCACCCUACGCCGACUCCUGCAAGAGCGAGAAGGUCACAUGGACAUUGAUUUAGACGCGCUACCAUCCAUUGCAUCUGCACCGAAACUACGCAAGCGACUCCCACCAAAUCCCGAGCUGACGAGAGCUAGGCUUCAUGUGCGAAACUUCUCCAAGGGCAUAUGGCAGCCACCCUCACAGCACCGUAUAUAUGCUACAUCGGUUCUUGAAUGCCCUGCGCCAGAGUUGCCUCCAAAGACCGUCACAGACCGCCUAUUGCACUCGUUCUGCAACUCGGCUCAUACCAUGUUUCCCAUCAUUCACAUGCCGAGCUUUCAAUCCGCGGUGGACGACUUAUAUAGAGUCCAUCCUCCACGCGCCACGUCUGCAUGGAUCAGCAUGUUCUUUGCUGUUCUUGCCACGGGCAGCUUGUUUAGCCCGGAAGCUCCGACGACGGCUACAUUUUAUCGGCCAGCCGAGUUUCUGGAAUCUGCUCGCAAGGCAAUGGACCCAUGGAAUAAUACCCAUGUCCUGGAUAAUGCGAGAGCUCUCGUGCUUAUCACCAUUUGCCUCAAUGAGAUGAAUCUGAAGUCUGCUGCUUGGAACUGGCUCGGAAAUGCUGUACGCGUUGGACAGGACUUGGGGCUUUAUUCUGAAUGUGGCUCUUGGUCAGCCAUCGACACAGAGAUGCGGCGCAGAACAUGGUGGGCCACCUACAUCUUGGAUAGAACCAUGGCGACCGAGAUGGGACACCCGUUUCUCAUUGACGAUGCUGACUGCGAUGUGUCGUUACCGGUAGCCGUGGACGAUCAGUACCUCCGCGAAGGCGGUACGCGUAUACCCAAUGGAGCGGAGCCCUUGACGCAUUCGCUACUGGCGGUGAUUCAUGUAGUGCGGUCAUAUACAGCGUUGGUAAAGGCGUUGGAUCAGCCAUUUCUCUCUGCGACUCAGCUGACCACGUUCGACAACCACUUCAACAAGUGUCUCAGCACAUUUCCUCCCGCUUGUGAGCCCGGCAGCACUGUGCCCUUGGCACCUCACUUUCUGGCUCCCCUUGCUUAUCUCUUCCAUGCCAGACUGCUGCUUCACAGGCACAACUUGUCGCCAAGCUGUUCACCGGAAACCCGCCUCGCCGCCGUAGAGAAUUGCACCCAUGUCGCCUUGGAAACUGCAUCUCUGAUUGAGCGAACCAAGUCCCCGGCGGAUGGAGCAACAGCACUUCUUACUGUGCACAUCUUCCGCUCAGCGUUGUUUUUGUUGCUAACCAACUAUCUUGAUCAAGCCAUUAUUUGUAUCAGAGCUCUGGCUGCUAUCGAUGCUCGCCGUGACGUCUCGAUGUCGUGUGGUCGAUUUUUAGCCUUUUUCAUUACGACUUUGGGUGUGAAGCGUACCGACUACGCAUCCUACGUAUCCCGUCGGUCAUCUAUUGAUCAGACAGAACUCACUUUGUCUCUCGCCCGUGAUGAGGAGUUGCUAGUUUAUGUUUCCACGGAUAUUCAAGCUUCUCCGAACCGGUCCUGGCUUUGGUCGUUCCAGGACUUCGAUACGGCUUCCCCGAAGACAGGAAUGGGUUCUCAAAGCCAUCCCGGCACAAGCGAGAAAGUCCUUUUCAGCUCUGAACAAAGAACUGGACUGAACGAAGAAGAGCGCAGAGAUUGGGUUGGAUGGACCAGACUGGAAUCAAUGGCUCGCGGCAUAGGAUCGGUAAACGUGCCAUACCCGCCUCCCUUACCGCCCCCGCAGGUGAAGAGCGAAUCGCCCAUCGCAAACGUCGAGCUUCCAAGACUUUCCGAGACAUCCCGAUACUCUGUUGGUCAUCGAGGCGAUGCUAACCCCCCUGGUCCAAAGCGAGGCGCCGAACGCAUUAGCAUCGCGAACAUUAUUUGA
Molecule: messenger RNA, 2400 nt
Organism: Metarhizium brunneum ARSEF 3297
Lineage: Eukaryota; Fungi; Ascomycota; Sordariomycetes; Hypocreales; Clavicipitaceae
Biological process (GO): DNA-templated transcription; regulation of DNA-templated transcription
Cellular component (GO): nucleus
Molecular function (GO): zinc ion binding; DNA binding; DNA-binding transcription factor activity, RNA polymerase II-specific
Source: RefSeq, a predicted model, not a curated record